This is a messenger RNA of Populus nigra (black poplar), 1831 nucleotides long. RefSeq names its product cytochrome P450 CYP82D47-like. Gene Ontology annotation, biological process: defense response to other organism. The transcript has 2 exons. The record is from RefSeq and is a predicted model, not a curated record. Lineage: Eukaryota; Viridiplantae; Streptophyta; Magnoliopsida; Malpighiales; Salicaceae. Gene Ontology annotation, molecular function: monooxygenase activity; heme binding; oxidoreductase activity, acting on paired donors, with incorporation or reduction of molecular oxygen. The coding region runs from base 122 to 1690 and encodes 522 amino acids.
UUAACUACUCUCUCUCUCUCUCUCCUCUAUCAGUGUGCUUGUACCUAGUCAAAAGAGAGGUGUGUAUUUAUGCUUCAUCACGAAAUAUUCCACCAUUGAUAGAUUGAUUAGACAAACCACUAUGGAUAUCCUUCUCCCAUACCUAAGCACUAUCAUACCGACUGCUAUAGUACUCUUUUCAUGCUACCUGCUAAGGAGGUCCAAAUCUUCCAAGACCAAAUUAGCACCAGAAGCUAGCGGUGCUUGGCCUAUUAUAGGUCACCUUCCCUUGUUAGCAGGAGCUGAGCUUCCCCACUUAAGAUUAGGAGCCUUAGCUGACAAAUAUGGACCUAUUUUUACCAUUAGGAUAGGGAUGUACCCAGCUUUGGUGGUUAGUAGCUGGGAGUUGGCUAAGGAACUAUUCACCACCAACGAUGCAAUUGUAAGUUCUCGCCCCAAACUCACAGCUUCAAAAAUUUUGGGCUACAACUUUGCCAGUUUUGGGUUCUCUCCAUAUGGAGAAUUCUUUCGGGGAAUUCGUAAAAUAGUUGCGUCAGAACUACUCUCCAACCGCAGACUUGAGCUACUAAAACAUGUUAGGGCCUCUGAGGUUGAGGUCUCAGUUAAAGAGCUAUACAAGCUAUGGUACUCAAAGGAUAAAAAUGAGGAAAGCCAAAUUCUGGUUAACAUCAAGCAGUGGACUGCUGACAUGAAUUUAAACCUGAUGCUCAGGAUGAUUGCAGGGAAACGAUACGAUGAUGCUGGCAUUGUUACUGAGGAAAAUGAGGCGCGCCGAUGCCAGAGAGCGAUGAGGGAAUUCUUUCACUUGACGGGGUUGUUUGUAUUAAGGGACGCAGUUCCAUUUUUGGGGUGGUUGGAUUGGGGUGGAUAUGAGAAAGCCAUGAAGAGAAAUGCUGAGGAAUUGGACAAUAUUUUUGACGAAUGGCUAGCGGAGCAUCGCAGGAAGAGAGAUUCAGGUGAAUCAGCUAACAAAGAGCAAGACUUUAUGGACGUGAUGCUAUAUGCUCUUGAUGGUAUCAACUUGGCUGGUUAUGACGCUGAUACAGUUCGCAAAGCCACAUCCCUGUCUCUCAUUAUAGGGGGCACUGAUACUGUAACUGUCACUAUAACUUGGGCACUGUCGUUAUUGCUGAACAAUACCGUUGCAUUGAAGAGUGCUCAAGAAGAACUGGAUGUUCAUGUUGGCAAGGAAAGACUAGUGAAUGAAUUGGACAUCGAGAAGCUAACAUAUCUCCAAGCUUGUGUCAAAGAAGCACUCAGGUUAUACCCUGCAGGUCCACUUGGAGGAUUCCGCGAAUUCACUGCAGACUGCACUAUAGGUGGUUACUAUGUCCCUGCAGGCACUCGGUUACUAUUGAACAUUCAUAAGAUCCAAAGGGAUCCACGAGUGUGGCCCAACCCAACAGAGUUCAAGCCAGAGAGGUUGCUUGGUUCGCACAAGGCUGUUGAUGUCAUGGGUCAACAUUUUGAGCUCAUCCCAUUUGGUGCCGGUAGAAGAGCUUGUCCUGGGGCGACUUUGGGACUCCGAAUGAGUCAUUUAGUGCUGGCGAGUAUCCUCCAAGCUUUUGAAAUCUCACCUCCAUCAAAUGCACCGAUUGAUAUGACUGGAACUGCUGGGCUAACAUGCAGCCAGGCUACCCCCCUUCAAGUUCUAGUCAAACCACGCUUGCCUGCUUCUGUUUAUGAAUAGAUUUUGAGAAAUAGAAUGCUUGUCACAUAUAAAUCUGUCUCACUUCUAUAUGCUGUCCAACCCCUUGGCUGUUCUUGUAAGAAAAAUAAGUCUCUUAAUAUAAUAAGGCCAUCAUAUUGACAGGUGAUUUUGCUUUGGAAA